AUGGCCGAAUCACUUCUUUUCAGCUUCGCAGAAUCGCUUCUGCGGAAGCUUGCUACUGUUGCCAUUCAAGAAGCUGCUCUGGCGCUUGGUGUGCGAAGCGAGCUACAUCAGAUGAAAGAAACUAUGUCACUCAUCAGAGGUGUGCUCUUAUAUGCUCAGCAAAAGACUCCACAGAGCAUGGCGUUGAGCGAAUGGUUGAGACGGGUUAAACGCGUGUUUUCUGAUGCUGAAGACAUAGUCGAUGACUUUGAAUGCGAAGCGCUUCGGAAGCACGUUGUCAACACUUACGGUAGUCUCUCGAUGAAGGUACGCCGUUUCUUCUCAUCAAGUAAUUCUGUUGUUUAUCGUCUUAGAAUGGCGCAUCGCAUUCAAGACAUCAAUACCAGGUUGGCCAAACUUGCAGCUGAUAGGAACAUGUUUGGCCUUCAAAUCAUUGACCACGAUACACGUGUUGUCCAUGUGAGGGACAUGACUCAUUCUUAUGUAAAACCUUCGAAUGUUACAGGAAGGGAACAUGAUAAGAAUGAAAUACUAAACCUUCUUAUGCAAGAUGGUGAUCGUCCAAGUCUUUCUGUUAUUUCCAUUGUUGGAAUGGGAGGCUUGGGAAAAACCACCCUUGCUAAGUUGGUCUUCAAUGACACAAACAUUGAUGCAUGUUUUCCGUUGAAGAUGUGGGUAUGUGUCUCUAAUGAUUUUGAACUUAGAAAUGUGCUCGUCAAAAUUCUUAAUUCUAUUCCAAACCCAACUAGAGAAAACUUCAAUAACCUUGAGAUAGAACACCUUCAAAAUCAUUUGAGAAAUACACUUAAAGGUAAGAAGUUCUUGCUUGUGUUAGAUGACGUGUGGAACGAGGAUCCUGCAAGAUGGCAUGAGUUAAAGGAAAUAAUAGAUUCGGAUGUUGAAGGUAGUAAAGUCGUAGUGACUACUCGUAGCCAUGCAGUAGCUACCAUGAUGCAAACUAAAUCCUCAAAUCCAUACCUUCUUGAAUGUCUUUCUGAAGAAGAUUCUCUUUCUCUAUUUGUGAAAUAUGCGUUUGUAGAUGGAGAGGAGAAAAACCAUCCAGAACUACUGGAGAUUGGGAAAGAGAUCGUAGAAAAAUGUGGACGGUUACCGUUGGCACUGAAAACGGUGGGGAGUUCGUUGUUCUCGAAGGUUGUUAAGGAAGAUUGGGAGUCUAUAAGAGACAAUGAGAUUUGGAAUUUAGAACAAAAUGAAAAAGGAAUUUUGCCUCCUCUCAAACUAAGUUAUGAUCAACUGCCUUCAUAUUUAAAACCAUGUUUUGCUUCUUUAUUCCUUUAUGAAUACGACAUUAAUGUUUUAUGUUAUGAUCUUUCCAUGUUGUUGGAUUCACUUGGUUUUCUUCCACCACCAAAGGAAGGUGAAUCAAUGAGUGAUGUUGCUAAUCAAGUUUUGCGUGAACUAAGGACAAGAUCGUUUCUUUCCGAUGAUCUUGACUUUGGGGUUGAUUCUUGUUUUGAAAUGCAUGAUUUGGUAAGCGAUCUUGCAGUGUAUAUUGGGAAAGGUGAAUUUGAAAGAGUAAAUCGUCGCAAUCCAAAAAUAUCGGAGAACGCCCAACAUUUAGUAUUUGAGGAAAAUGACUUUUGUGGUGAAGAUCUUGUCCCCACUGGUGUCAGAUCUGUUGUUUUUCGUAACGGAGGGAAUGAUAUAAAUUUCUUGAAUACAUUGGUGUCAAGGUGCAAAUACUUGAGGCUUUUAGACUUACGUUAUUCAGAAUAUGAGAAUCUGCCUCAGUGUAUCGGAAAGUUGAAACAUUUAAGAUUUCUCUGCCUUGCAAAAAAUGAAAAACUUAAGGAACUCCCUGAUUCAGUCUGCAAACUUCAAAAUUUGCAAACUUUAAUCCUUAGUGGAUGCACAAAUCUACAAAAGUUACCCAAAGGAAUGAAAAAUCUUGUUAGCCUUCGUCAUUUGGCUAUAACCACUGCACAAACUGAUUUUCCAGAAGAAUUGAUUGCAAAUUUGACUUCUUUAGAAAAUUUAUCUUUUACUGAAUGUGAUAAUUUGGAAUCAUUGUUCGAAGGAGUACAACUUUCAACGGUUAAGAGUUUGAUUUUGUCUGAGUGUGGAAGUCUAAAGUCGGUGUCGCUCCAUGCCUUCAGAAAUUUAGAGGUUUUAAUGAUUGCCGAUUGCAUCAAGCUGGAAUUGUCAAUGAGCCUUAGCUACCAAAUCCCAGAUUCAAAGUUAAAGUAUCUUUUUCUUGAUGACUUGCCACAACUGGUUAAAUUGCCUCAGUCGUUUCAAGGAUCUGCAGACAGUUUACAACACUUAGCAAUUUCAGAUUGCGUCAAUCUUGAUGAACUUCCUGAAUGGCUACCAACUCUAAGUUGUCUCAAAGUACUUGACAUUUGCAGUUGUCCUAAUCUACUGUCACUCCCUGAUAAUAUUCAUCACCUCACAAAUCUUGAAAAUCUAGAAAUCGUUGAUUGUCCUGAAUUAUGCAGAAGAUUCAAACCAAAAGUUGGACAAGAUUGGCACAAGAUAUCACAUAUCAAACAAGUUCACAUUGAAGAUUCAGAUAAUGAAGAAGAAUUAUCCGAAUAAUAGUCAAAAGUUGAAGGUUAUACCACUUUGUGGAUCUUUCCACCUCAAAAUGGACUGAUAUUUAGCAUGAAGCUAGAGAAUAUCCUAUUUACAUAUAAAAUUUGUAUCUGCUAUAAGUUU
This is a messenger RNA of Vigna radiata var. radiata (mung bean), 2679 nucleotides long. Its product is annotated as putative disease resistance protein RGA4. Gene Ontology annotation, biological process: defense response to other organism. The transcript is spliced from 2 exons. Bases 1 to 2559 code for a protein of 852 amino acids. NCBI's taxonomy places the organism in Eukaryota, Viridiplantae, Streptophyta, Magnoliopsida, Fabales, Fabaceae. The record is from RefSeq and is a predicted model, not a curated record. Gene Ontology annotation, molecular function: ADP binding.